AUGUUGGCUCAAAGCGCUAUCAUCAAUCCCGUCGUCCCGAAGCCAUUCACACUAUCUAGAAGUGAUGGUUUCGCUCCCAGCCAGUAUGAAAAGCUAGGAGCAGAGCUCGUGCAAUGCAUGUCGGCAUAUAGCAAAGCUUUGGAGAAGGAGGGGCUUCCCGAGCCGUCUCUGUCACCCAGCAUCUCUUCAAAGGUGGUUCUCAAGAGCAACAAAGCGGUGCAAGAGAAAGCACGAAUCGCCGAGCUUGCACGCCAGAUCCUAGCAACAACGUUGGAUCCUGGAACAAACCUUAAGGUAGGAGACAACAUUACGCAACAUGGCCGAAUCUCAAGAAAGGAGCUGGCCGAGUCCCUCUCUGUGGAAGAGAGCCUGCUGGCUCGCAUCAUGCGUGUCGUUAUGACCAACUUCGUCUUCGACGAACCCGAGCCGGGCUACUAUAGCCACACGUCCAUCUCCUGGGCGAUGCAGGGCCCGGCAAUGCAUCACCUCCUUCUUCAUCGCCUGGGUGAGGGAUUCCGAUCUGCCAGUCGAGAGCCCGACGCCCUACGCCAGAGUGGAUUCCGCAAUCCCAAGCCUGGCGAUUCCUGCGGAUUCAACUUGGCUUUCGGCUACGAGGGCACUUAUUGGGAUUACAUUGCCAACAUCGACCUCGAACGUGGUGACAACUUCAAUCAGGCUAUGAAAGCUGUCACCAUCAACAGCUUAGGCGAAAUCCCGAGAUUAUAUCCUUGGGAAAGUUUGGUUGCCGACGGAGGCCUUAUUGUUGACGUUGGAGGUGGCCUUGGUCAGGUUAGCCGAAAGAUUUUGGAGGCCUUCCCUGAUUCAGGUCUCCGCUGUGUGGUUCAGGACAAACACGCCGUGUCUUCUGAUACGAGAGAUCCUCGAAGCGACUUGGAUCUGACUCUGCAACAACACGACUUCUUCAACACUCAACCGAUCAAAGGCGCUGCGGUCUACCAUCUUCGCCAUAUCCUUCACGAUUGGCCUGAUGACGCCUGUGUGGAAAUUGUGCGACAAAUAGUUCCAGCUAUGGACGCAAAGCGCAGCCGCAUCCUCAUCUGCGAUCAAAUAGUCCAAGACCACUCGCCGUCUCUCGCAUCUGUUCUUUACGACGUUGACAUGAUGUCACUUUUCAAUGGUAAAGAGCGCUCGCUCUCAGAGUUCCGUCAGAUAUUUGUGAAGGCGGAUCCGAGGCUUUACAUCAAAGACGUGAAGCGGUCACAGGAAUCCGCUACGACUAUGAUAGAGGUUAGAAUCUCAUCUGCACCCACAGCUUGA
Colletotrichum chrysophilum is the source of this 1278-nucleotide messenger RNA. RefSeq lists its product as uncharacterized. NCBI's taxonomy places the organism in Eukaryota, Fungi, Ascomycota, Sordariomycetes, Glomerellales, Glomerellaceae. The coding region runs from base 1 to 1278 and encodes 425 amino acids. The transcript is spliced from 3 exons. Gene Ontology annotation, molecular function: O-methyltransferase activity. The record is from RefSeq and is a predicted model, not a curated record.